Messenger RNA from Suillus discolor, 2093 nucleotides. Its product is annotated as carbohydrate-binding module family 21 protein. Gene Ontology annotation, biological process: regulation of glycogen biosynthetic process. Gene Ontology annotation, molecular function: glycogen binding; protein phosphatase 1 binding. Lineage: Eukaryota; Fungi; Basidiomycota; Agaricomycetes; Boletales; Suillaceae. The transcript is spliced from 3 exons. The coding region runs from base 64 to 1995 and encodes 643 amino acids. Gene Ontology annotation, cellular component: protein phosphatase type 1 complex. The record is from RefSeq and is a predicted model, not a curated record.
CCCAUCUCCUUCUACCCCCCCUCCAGCUCGAGGCUUGGUGCAUUUCACUUAGCGCUCUCAGAGAUGACUUUUGCAGCAACUGAUGUCUCCCGCACUCGCUCAACAACACCAACUUUCUCAAAUGAACGCGGUCCAGGAGCUUUUGUAUCACUAGGAUCCCUUCCAAGGCGAAAACAUCAACCUCCCACUUCUAACCAGGGUCGAAAGUUGCCUGCAUUCCAUAUUCAUGGUGCUGACAACCCUGAUGACUACUCGUCUGAUUCCCUCGACGAGCAGACUACUGCUCAGUCUGCUAACGUCAAACCCUCAGUGAAAAUUUCACAGGGCGCUUCCCAAUUACCUCCGUCUGUUCCCUUUCCACGCUGUUCCCCUUCUCCACCUUCUUCACCCUCAAUCAUAUCUUCUCGACCACAACCGUCUCGUACAUCAUCAAUUAUUCUUCCCAAUGGCAAGCCACUCAAGUCAUCACUUAAAUCAUCAACCUCCACCCUCUCUAUUCCCGCAACUCCACUUGAACCCCAACGCAAUAGUAACCAUCUCCACUUGCGUUCCCGAUCCGCACCAUCCACCCCCACUGCCCAUGCUCCGAAAAAUGUCCACUUCCCCGACACUGACAUUGCCCUGGCCUCUAUCCGCAUAUUCAGCCGCUCAGCCUGUCCAACGGCAGUCAGUACCCCCGAGGAAGAAACAGAGACAGAAGGCGAAGAUCACCCCUCAACUGGGUUUCCCUUCCCAAAACUCCCCUCCGCGUCCCCGAAUUUCGAGAUGGACACCGCUAUCUCAUCAGUGGUCCCCGCUACUAAUCACUCUCUUGAUGCGAAUGUCUUGAUCGAGUCUCUCACUUUCUCACACGCUUCAUCAAAAGGCGUCAACCCUUAUUUAAGUGGUACCCUUCUAGUGCGCAAUCUGGCAUACGAGAAGCACAUCGCCGUGAGGUUUACCCUCGACGACUGGCAAACUGUCAGCGAAGUGAGAGCGCAAUAUGUUGUUUCCAUCCCAUCACUUCCCCACGUAUUUUCACUAUCUUCCUCGUCCAAGACAACUGUUGGCGACCUCGUUGCUCUAGGGGCAGACAAGUGCGGGUGGGAUCGUUUUUCUUUCCUUAUUCGCCUGGAGGACUAUGCACACAGUUUGGGGUCACGAGUGUUGUGGCUUGCCGCACGUUAUAGGGUGACGGGUGUUCCAGGUCCUAGUGAAUGGUGGGAUAACAACAAUGGCGGAAACUACCGUGUCGCUUUCCGUGCAGCACGACCGACAUCUGGUAGGAUUCGGAGAGAGACAACACCUGAACCUAUUAUUCCCUCGAUGGUGACACCCCGCGAAUAUCCUUCGGGCCCAUUGAAUUCAAAUUCGCCCCCCACAUUCGGACACAAGAUGACAUUCUGUUCCUCGCCAAUGCAAGACGGGAAGGAGAAAGUUCCAUUUAUGUCGAGGUCAGGGAAGCUCCGUCUCCCUAACUAUGCUGCACCUCCUGUGGUUUCCCAAGUUUCUCCUACUUCCUCUGCGUCACCAUUGCCUAUGCGUUCUAAUUCUCCACUCUCGCACCAACGCCAAGCGCUUCAAGUCCCUGUCACACAAUUACGUGACUGUGACUCCCCUUCACCUCCGUCUUCGACGCUUUCGACCCCCUCCGCUUCACCCAACAUAGCCCCGCGCGUAAUGAUUGCCGGGCAUCCAGCGAACUAUGCACGCCCUGAGCAGACACACAUUGAUGACUGGGAGUGGAUGGCGCCGACACACGCUGUGAUGUCGAAGCGGCCAACCAUGCAGAGGAGUGUCACAGAUGGGCCAGUUGAUCUUACUGGAUCUGAUGUACCUGGAUUACCUCCUCGAGCGCAUUCGUCUGCACCACUUGGCGCGCCAGGUAGCGAUGGCAUGUCAGGCGAUUCGCUCUACAAUGCGUUUGUGAUGCGGUGGUGCUUUGCCCAAGGGUCGCCCACUGCGGGUGCAUAUCACGGGCCACUUACAAGCAGCGACGAGGGUAUUUUGGCGUGAGACUUUUUCAACUAGGUGCAUUUUUGGAGAGAAGAUUUGUACGAUCUUGACGACCUCGACCCUAUCACGACUGACGCCCGCCGUCGACGGUGGCACUC